Molecule: messenger RNA, 2754 nt
Organism: Ciona intestinalis (vase tunicate)
Lineage: Eukaryota; Metazoa; Chordata; Ascidiacea; Phlebobranchia; Cionidae
Source: RefSeq, a predicted model, not a curated record
UUUUUAUUAAGAUAAAAUCAAAAAAAUCUAAUCCAAAAAAGUUGUUAAUUAUUUAAUUAACGUCAUGGAUGCGCUUCGUUUGAUGGGAGGGGCGGCUGGGCCGAAUCCCGAAGAAAUUGAACGGCUUCUGAUGUGUCCAAUAUGUCUUGAAAUCUACACCAAGCCCGUUGUUAUUCUCCCCUGCCAGCAUAACUUGUGCAGGAAAUGCGCCAACGAUGUGUUUCAGAACAGGGGAACUCCCAUGGGGUCGGGCGGGAGAUUCAGGUGUCCUACGUGUCGUUACGAAGUUGUAUUGGACCGACAUGGAGUCUACGGCUUGCAGAGAAACCUACUUGUUGAGAAUAUUAUUGACAUGUAUCAAACAGAAGGGAGAAAACCAACUUUCAAAACUUCAGAGGUUGUAAUGUGCGACCAACAUGAAGAAGAGAAAGUGAAUAUUUACUGCGUGACUUGUCAGAAACCAACGUGUUCUCUGUGCAAAGUAUUUGGGGACCAUCAGACGUGUAAUGUCUCGCCUAUGGAGAAAAUAUACAAGGAACAAAAGAGUGAAAUAUCUGACUCUAUAGCACUCCUAGUGGCAGGAAAUGAUCGUCUUCAAGCAAUUAUUUCACAAACAGAAGAGCUUGGAAAAAUGGCCGAAUGUAACGGUCGUAAAGUGAAAAGUGAUUUAUGCGCUGCGUUUGACAAACUUUACGCCGUGUUGGAGCAACGUAAGACUGAUAUGAUGAAUCGAAUAACUUCUGAUGUUCAAGAAAGAAGUCAGGUUAUAAAAGAAAUGUUAAAAUCUUACGGUCUUCAACUUGAGUCAGCAAGCAAGUUAAUGGAAGCUUCACUUGCGUUGGUUGAGGAACGAAGCGUUCCUGUGUUUCUUACACAAGCGAGGGAGACAAUUAAUAAAAUCAAAGCCACAAGUCGAGACUCCGAGGUCAGGAAGCCUCCGUUUAAAAUACAAGACAUGGACGAGUUCACCGUUGAUUUCAACAAUCACGAAACUGCGCUUUAUAAACUUGACUUCUCAGCUUUGCAGGUUUGUGACGCAACAACGAACGAUAAUAACGAAACAAACGAUGAUGAAACCGCCAACCAAUCAGAAGGCGCCACAUCAAACACAGCUGACAACGAUGACGAUUCAGAAGAGGAGUAUGACGUCACAGUGGAAGAUGACGUGGGCGAUUCUGACGCAACAUCUGUGACGUCACGAAGUGACGUAGGCAGCAGCUACAGCGGAGCAAGAUCUAACAAUGAAGCAACCGGUCGCAGCCAAUCACCUUCAAGCUCACGUAACAACGGUUCGUCAAGUGGCGCCACAGAGUCGAGUGAAGCAAGACGGCCACUAGAGGAGAGGCCUGUUAAGCGUGGACGAUGGUACGACAUGUAUGUACGACAGUUACCCGUGACCUUUGAUAUGACCGAGUCAACGACCUUAAGUAACCCCACAACAGUAAGGUCAGAAUUAGAACUAGUUGUUGGUUCCCCGAAAAAAGAUCACGAAGAUGCGAAAAUGGACGACGAUGAUGAUUGUGACGUAUUAAAGAAGAAAUUAGAAGAAGAUUGUGACGAAAAGAAUGAAGAUUGUCGUCAAAUGUCUGCAAUGGAAGCGUAUAGGCGUGGGCGCCAUCUAACGGCGAAUAGAUACCGUUCACCAGAGCCCCCGCAAACUUAUCGUUCAUUAAGAUAUUCGAGCGACGAAUCAGACGGUGAAGUCGCGAACAUCCGUCUUCCAUUAUCGUUUCAAACUUCACCUGGUGAGUCGUUUGAUUCGUCACCCCGGUCUUCCCCUAUCUUGAGAAGGCAGAGGAACGUACAAGGGACUUCCCCUACACGGAGAAGGCCAAGGCUGUAUGGGUCCCACAGACGACGCACGUGGUCCCAUUUGCUGGACAAAAAAUGAACAGAAAACAUGUUUUCUGUGCUGGACUGUGAAAUUUAAUCGGAAAUGGUAUUUUUAUUUUUUUAUGGAAUUUUCGAUUUUUAUCGAAUAUUUUGGAUUUGUGGAUUUUUAUCUAGAUUUUUCUUUUUUAUUGGAUUACGUCAUAAGACCAAGCCCAAUUGACGCUGUUUUGUAAUUAAGGUUUAUUUGAUACGGCGGUCGUCUCAGUUUAUACCAUGCUGCGGUUAAAAUGAAUGUAAUUUAUUUAUUCUCACAUGGCUGGGCAACGAGAGUCGUUAUAACACGGGUGUUCUGUUUCAUACACCUUGUGCCAGCUUACGAGUUACCACGUAUGUAACUUAUUUAUCCUCGCAUGGCGGGGCAACGACAGUCGUUUUAACACGGGUGUUCUGUUUCAUACACCUCGUGCUCGCUUACAAGUUACCACGUAUAUAACUUAUUUAUCCUCGCAUGGCGGGGCAACGACAGUCGUUAUAACACAGGUGUUCUGUUUCAUACACCUCGUGCCCGCUUACGAGUUACCACGUAUGUAACUUUGUGGUUGAUAACUAUUCGGGAUGUUUGUGUAAUAUUUCGUCUUGGCUGCUAUUGCGCAUGCGCAGAAAGUAGGACCAACUUUGCGACAUUUUUGUAAUAAUGGUCCAGGGAUUUUUAUAUGUCAGUGGUAUUGGGCAUUUUUGUAACUGCGUUAUGUUACGCAGGUACUUAUUUCAUGGCUAUAUUGGUUUGCGUAUGAUUUCCUUAUUGUUGGUGAAGAAGUAUUUUUACGCAGAGUGAAAAAGAUCGAUGGGAGUUCUAAUCACAAUUUGUUGUGAAUUGAUUAAUUUUGCUGGAGCUGUGCAUUAAACAACUUUUUAUGUUGA